This is a messenger RNA of Branchiostoma belcheri (Belcher's lancelet), 1010 nucleotides long. Its product is annotated as basement membrane-specific heparan sulfate proteoglycan core protein-like. The transcript is spliced from 7 exons. NCBI's taxonomy places the organism in Eukaryota, Metazoa, Chordata, Leptocardii, Amphioxiformes, Branchiostomatidae. The record is from RefSeq and is a predicted model, not a curated record. Gene Ontology annotation, molecular function: protein binding. The coding region runs from base 136 to 924 and encodes 262 amino acids.
UUGAUACCAGAGUUUAAGGUUGACUUUGCAGUCCGGAUAAGGAAGCAGACCGCUCGUCUUGCCCUUGUGUUAUUAGCCUGUCUGAGCCCGAUAUUUGCUCGGAGUAUCGUACGUUUCAAAGCGGGUUAGCCAGCCAUGCAGUUGCGGGUCGGCGUGGUGGUGGGCCUGCUAGCGGUCGCACUGCGAUGUCCUGUCGGGAUGGGGCAGUUCCCGUGCCCGAAGAGUUUCUACCGGUGUGCCGACGGGUACUGUCUGGAGAGAGCGCGGCUGUGUGACGGGGUGGCCCACUGUCGGGACCGAUCGGACGAGAGAGACUGCCCCAAAAUAGCCUGUUAUGGUCACUCUUCUGAGAGAGAUCCGUUCAGUGGACGUUGUCUGAACUGCCAGCACGGUACGGAGGGGAGGGACUGUGAGCAGUGUAAGAGCGGGUUUGUUGGUGACGCCACACAGACGACUUCUGACGCCUGCCAGCCGCCUACCAGACUACAGCGUUGCCACCUGAUCUACAUGGGUGAGUUUUGUUACCGGUGUGACGCGUCUGUUCGGUACGGGAACCCGGACAUCCUCCGCCAGGGAUACUGUAACAGGUGCCCGUGCGCGGUACGGACCCGUCUGCCGCUGCUACAUGGAAGAUUCAGGCGGGACGUCAGUCAAUCCACACCAGAGGAAGACAGACUGCUACUAUGGCACAGACUGCAGACCGUAGCGGACCUGUCCCAGAGUUUGGGCGGCUACCUGCAGCACAACACGCCGACAGAACGCACCCUGGUGGCCGCGGCAAACCGCCUGCUCUCCUCCCUACAGUCCCUCACCAACACAACGUCUCAAGAACCCUUCAGACUCAGACAUCACCUCAGAAAGUCGCUUCUUCCCGUCAAGAGAAAAACCCAGGCUCUGCUGAAAGUAAUGAGUCAGCCGUCAUAAAGGAUAGAAACAUCGAGUGAAAAUGCCGCGACGUUCUUUGGCUUGCACCUGACUCCCAUUUCAGCACCAAGGACAGACAUCGCCCG